Thalassophryne amazonica is the source of this 5698-nucleotide messenger RNA. RefSeq names its product mitogen-activated protein kinase kinase kinase 4 (gene map3k4). The transcript is spliced from 26 exons. The record is from RefSeq and is a predicted model, not a curated record. NCBI's taxonomy places the organism in Eukaryota, Metazoa, Chordata, Actinopteri, Batrachoidiformes, Batrachoididae. Gene Ontology annotation, biological process: protein phosphorylation; MAPK cascade. Gene Ontology annotation, molecular function: ATP binding; protein kinase activity. Bases 69 to 4850 code for a protein of 1593 amino acids.
UGUUUCUGAUAUUGCUCCGACAUGGUUUACUCCAUGCACGACUAGGAACAAAAAGCCAGUGCCUUGCUAUGGAGCCUCCGGAUCGUAAGAAGCCCAGCAGCAGGCAGGCCAACUCAGUGAAAGAUGCGUCCAAACAGAAUUCUCAAGCGGAUGAAUCUUGUGACUCUCACAGCGAGGAAGAGGAAGCUGUGUAUGGGGCAUCACCUCCUUAUACCAACCGUCAGAUGAAACGCAUGUCAGGGAAACAUCAAAGGCACAGCCAGUCAAGGAGUGCCGGUCGUUCUCCCAACAAGGCCGACCUCAGCUCAUCUCUCUUGAGGGAGAGUCCCAGGGUAGUGGAGCCAGCUGAAGAGUACAACUACAAGCAGGGUAAGAAGCAAAGAGCCACCCAGCGUUCGACGGAGAGAGACCACAAGAAGACAUUUGAAGGCUCCUUUAUGCUGGAUCCACUGUCAAAAUCUAGCCCGUUUGGUGCCGUUAACAUGGAUCCCAGGAAGCAUUAUUUGAGCUUACGCUGCAGCAGUGACAAACUUCCUGUUUCUAUGCCUCACCCCAUGGCCCGACCCCAUCGCCAGACCUCCAGAACAGACUGUCCAGCCGACCGCCUCAAGUUCUUUGAGACUCUGCGGCUGCUGCUCAAGCUCACAUCUAUGUCCUCCAAGAGGAAGGAGAAGGAGCAGAGAGGCUUGGAGAACAUGGCCUUUAUGGGUCACAACAAAGAAGUUAUUUGGUUGGAGCUGCAGGCUUGGCACGCACGACGCUCAACCAGUGAUCAAGAUGUUUCCCUUUUCACUGCUCGCAAGGCCAUCCCUGACAUCAUCAAUGAGGUGCUGCAUUUUAAAGUAAAGUACGACAGCCUAAGAGUGGCCCAGUGUUCAGGUACUCAAAGAUCCCAAGAGGAUUAUCAGAAUGCCUCAGAUGUAGUUUGUGAAGAAGAGAGGGUGUCUCCUGUAGCAGAGACCAACCACUGUGGAGUUGAUUCUUGGGCCUUUAGUGCCUGUCCGUCAUCAGCAAUGAACACAGCAGAGCCUCUUGGCAACGGGGCUGAUUACAGGGAACAUCUUCAGCGCCAACGGCUAGCAUUUGACCAGGUCAAGCGUGUUAUGGAAUUGCUUGAAUCUGUGGAAGCAUUAUACCCCUCCUUGCAGGCACUGCAGAGGGACUAUGAGAAGUAUGCAGAGAGAGACUUCCAGGGCAGGGUGCAGGCGCUCUGUCUGUGGCUCAACAUCACCCAGGACCUCAACCAGAAGCUGCGCGUUAUGGCUACUGUGUUGGGCCUGCACGAUGUGUCCCGUAUCGGGUGGCCUGUGUUUGAAAUCCCUUCACCCCGCUGUUCCCGUGGUAAUGAAGAAGAAGAGUAUGAAGAGGACGAGGAGAAUGACUCAACAGCCACUUUCACAGCUGAAAGUGAUGCAGAGGACCGAGAUGCUGAGCCAGAUGGAAAAGUGGGAUGUGCAGCAGAGGGAGAGUUGUCUCCCUCUUUGAUUCCGAAAUUUGCUCGACUGUUGUCAGAAGAUGAGUUUCUCCCAACUGCUGUGGCAGGUACUGCAGAAGUGGGAGGAGGAGGGGGAGUGUUUUGCCCCACGUCCAUUUACAGACCAUUUGUGGAUAAGGCUCUGAAACAGAUGGGACUGCGUAAACUGAUCCUCAGAUUGCACAAACUGAUGGACCGCUCUCUCCAGAGGUCUAGGGCAGCACUGCUCUGCCACACUCCUGCACAGGAGCAGCAGUUUGCAGACUUCCCAGACCCCAUGAUGUACAGUGAUUGCCUACCAGAACUGUCACGUCACGUGUCCUGUAGUGGUCCUGCUGACUCGAAGUUGGGAGAAGACCAGGUGUCCUGGAAGGAUUUACUAGACAUGGACCUCCCAUCUUUCCGACCAGCGUUCCUUGUACUAUGCAGAGUCCUUCUCAAUGUCAUUCACGAAUGCCUUAAGUUACGGCUUGAGCAGCGGCCGGCUGGAGAACCUUCACUGCUCAGUAUCAAACAAUUGGUGCGUGAGUGCAAGGAGGUUCUUAAAGGCGGCCUUCUGAUGAAACAGUACUAUCAGUUCAUGCUUUGUGGUGUGGUGACUGAUGAUCAGGGCUUGCAGACGAAUGCCAGCAUUGAUGAGUUUGAGGAGGAUCUUCACAAGAUGCUUGUGGUAUACUUUGACUACAUGCACAGUUGGAUCCAGAUGUUGCAGCAGCUGCCUCAGGCAUCGCACAGCUUAAAGAAUCUGUUAGAGGAGGAGUGGCACUUUACUAAGGUCAUAACUCCUUACAUCCGUGGAGGAGAGGCCCAGUCUGGCAAGCUUUUCUGUGACAUUGCUGGGAUGCUGCUGAAAUCCACUGGAGACUUCCUUGAUGCUGGCCUGCAAAAGAGCGGCAAUGAAUUCUGUGAAUGUGCAGAUAGCAGCACAGCCUCAGAUGAGAUCAGGCGGUCAGUUAUUGAGACGAGUCGGUUGCUCAAAGAGCUAUUUCAUGAAGCCAGAGAAAGAGCUUCCAAGGCUUUGGGUUUUGCCAAAAUGCUUCGCAAAGAUUUGGAAGUUGCUGCAGAUUUUAGUAUUACAAAGGGGUUGCCCUUUCUCCUGGAGGCACUAAAGGAGAAAAACUAUGUCAAGGUUCAGAUUCCAGGCUUGGAAGAGCUGCAGAUUUUUGUCCCUUGUGGCUUGAUGGAUCAGCGUCCACUCAUCCUACAACUUCUUAAUGCUGCUGCUGGAAAGGAGUGCUCCAAAGAGCCAGAUGAUAUUCAUGAGGAUGAGGCCUAUCUGCUCUUAAGUAAACAUGGAACUGGGGACUCCACUGCUGAUUCUGACUGGGCUCAGUGGGAUGGAAAGAUGCUGAAACUGGUUCCACAGAUGGAAACCAUUGACACCCUCAGGACUAUGAAGGUGGAGAACAUGUUGCUGAUUGUGGUGCAGUCUGCUCACUUGGUGACUCAAAGGAAGUCCUUCCAACAGUCAAUGGAGAAUGUCCUCACUCUUUGGCGGGAGCAAACCUCCAGUCAGCCUCUCAUUGCAAGUGCACUGGAGCAGCUCAAGAAUGAGGCAUUAGGACUAUGCAUUAAGAUCAGCAUUGCCAUUGACAAAGUGGAGUACAUGUUCACGUCAGAGUUGGAUGGUGAGGUGGAAGAGUCCGAAUCAGCCACCCUGCAGCAGUACUACAGAGAGACAAUGUGUCAGGGCUACAAUUUUGCCUUUGAGUAUCACAAAGAGGUGGUACGACUGAUGUCAGGGGAAUUCAGGCAGAGGAUCGGAGAACGUUACAUAGCCUUUGCCCAAAAGUGGAUGAACUAUGUUCUGACAAAGUGUGAGAGUGGAAGGGGAACAAAGCCCAGGUGGGCUACUCAGGGUUUUGAUUUUCUUCAGGCUAUUGAACCUGCUUUCAUAUCAGCACUACCUGAGGAGGAUUUUGUGAAUUUACAAGCACUGAUGAAUGAAUGUAUUGGGCAUGUGAUUGGCAAACCUCACAGCCCAGUAACUGGCUCGUACAUUGCGGCUAGGAACAGCCCUCGCCCAGUCAAGGUACCUCGCUGCCAUAGUGAUCCACCAAACCCCAAUCUGUUCAUCCCCAAUGCUGAAGGUUUCAGCUCCCGAAGCCUCCCCUGUGACCUCCGGAACCAGCUGUUCCCCAAUGGCCCCCGCCCCGCCCCUCAGGGCUCGGCUGAACACAGCCACAGCAAAGCACCCUGCAGCACCCCCAAUGAUGUCAGGGGAUCCAGUUUUCAUGAGAAUGACCGCCUGUCUUCAGUUGCAGCAGAGUCGCACUUCAAAUCUCUAAGCCGACAUUCCAGCCCAACAGAGGACAGAGAAGAACCAUCUUAUCCUAAAGGAGAACCGAGCAGUGUUGCUCGCCGAAGCUGGGAACUCCGCAAUUUCAUCACCCAGUCAAAAGACACAGCAGCUCGGCAAAGUCCCAUGGAGGCUGUGCGUCGCUCCAUCCGCAAGUUUGAGGAAAAACGCUACGCCGUGAUGAAGCAGCGAAACAUCAUUGGCCAAGUGUGCCACACACCGAAGUCCUAUGACAAUGUAAUGCACGUUGGGCUUCGGAAAGUGACCUUCAAGUGGCAGAGGGGCAAUAAGAUUGGCGAGGGCCAGUAUGGAAAAGUGUAUACGUGUAUCAACGUGGACACUGGAGAACUGAUGGCAAUGAAGGAGAUCCGAUUCCAGCCGAAUGACCACAAAACAAUCAAAGAGACUGCAGAUGAGCUGAAAAUCUUUGAGGGCAUUAAACACUCAAACCUGGUGCGCUACUUCGGAGUCGAACUCCAUCGAGAGGAGAUGUACAUCUUCAUGGAGUACUGUGAUGAGGGAACGCUGGAGGAGGUUUCCCGACUAGGGCUGCAGGAGCACGUCAUUCGACUUUACAGUAAACAGAUCACUAUAGCGAUCAACGUCCUCCACGAACACGGCAUCGUCCACCGUGAUAUCAAAGGAGCCAACAUCUUUCUGACAUCAUCUGGUCUGAUUAAACUGGGUGACUUUGGCUGUUCAGUUAAACUGAGGAACAACACUCACACUAUGCCAGGAGAAGUGAACAGCACUCUGGGAACAGCAGCAUACAUGGCACCUGAAGUAAUCACAAGAGCAAAGGGUGAAGGUCACGGACGAGCCGCAGACAUCUGGAGUUUGGGCUGUGUGCUCAUUGAAAUGGUGACUGGAAAGAGACCCUGGCAUGAGUAUGAACACAACUUCCAGAUCAUGUACAAAGUGGGGAUGGGCCACAAACCCCCCAUUCCAGAGAAACUGAGCACAGAGGGCAAGGACUUCCUCACUCACUGUUUAGAAAGCGAACCUAAACGCCGCUGGACAGCAAGCAUGCUGCUUGACCACCCGUUUGUUAAGGUGAGACUGAGCAUGUGCAACUGAUCAGUUAAGAAUUUGAAAGAGGUUUCCCAAGGUGCAACUUGUUGAACAUUAAAGCUGCUCUAAACUCUGCCCCAUCAGCUGCUGGUUUGUCUGUUUUAGGUUUGCACAGAUGAAGAGUGACCAGGAUCUGCACUGUGGUGUUCAGGUUUACAAAAUAAAGCACUACUGUACAUGUCAGCAAAAAGAAAACUGGGAACAGAAGAGGAAGACUCAUCUGAAGGAACAUGGAUUUAAGCUGAGGAACUGCACACUAUCAUUUCAGAGUAUAACUGAACUUGUUGAGUUCAGGGGUUUUUUUUGGGGGGGGGGGGGGGUUGCUGUAUAUAUACUGUAAGAAUAAUUGGCUUUAAUUCUCUGUAUAAACCAUAUUUGUAAAGUGAUUUAACUAUUGCUACAUUUAUUCUCAUAGAAGAGGCAUUGAGGAAUACUUUAGGAGGGUUGGGUGGCAAUAUCUAUGGCACUUUUUAAAUUGUUUACCGUAGGGAGCAGUUGUGUAGAGGGAUGAUACCAGCCACCAUUUGUGACUGAAUGGAGCUGCUGGUUUAUGGCACAAAACAUCCACCUUAUCAAAUUAACUUAUCGUCUGGCAAGCGUCUGCAUGAGGAGGCUCAUUUUAAAUGUAUUUUUCUUUGUUGAAAGGUAAAUGUCAGGUUGGUUGUGACGCCUCCAAGAGGGGGCUGAUAUGAACAGUAUCAGUGAUUGGAGCAUUGCUACAGGAGAAAUGUGGUCUGCUCACCCUCCCUGCUGCUGAACACAAGACACACACACAAACAAACUUCUGGUCCUCUGCUGCUCAUUCAGUGUUUGCUAUGUACAAACAUUAAUAAAUAAACCAAUCUUUUUGUAAA